CACUUUUUACUCUCUCUAUAUAAGAAAAUAAUACUAGCCCGUUUCAAAUAAUAUCUACACCAAAACAUACAUAAACACUAAAUCAAUGGGACUAAUUCUCGGAAGAAUCGCUGUCGAAACCCCGAAAUAUGAAGUGAUCAAGUCCUUGAGCGGAUACGAAAUCAGAAAAUAUCCACCCGCAGUUCUUGCACAAGUCACAUACGAUUCAUCCCAAUCCACAAGUGACAAAGACGGAUUCACCGUUCUCGCUAAUUACAUCGGUGCUUUCAGCAAUCCACAAAAUACAAAGCCCGAAAAAAUAGCCAUGACGGCUCCUGUCAUAACCAAAACUGGCGGUGAAAGCGAAAAGAUUGCGAUGACUGCUCCUGUUCUGACAAAAGAAGGCGGAGAAGAGAAGAAGAUGAUCACCAUGCAGUUCUCAUUGCCUGCCAAGUACACAAAAGCUGAGGAGGCACCGAAGCCGACGGAUGAGAGGGUGGUGAUAAGGGAAGAGGGGGAGAAGAAGUAUGGGGUGGUGAAGUUUAGCGGCAUAGCGUCGGAGAAGGUGGUGCAGGAAAAGGUGGAGAUGCUGAAAGAUAAGCUGGCCGGAGAUGGGUAUAAAGUGAUCGGGGAGUUUGUAUUGGCGAGGUACAAUCCACCUUGGAUCACUUUGCCUCCUUUUAGGACUAAUGAGGUUAUGAUACCAGUUGAAUGAUCAUCACAGAAUCACAUUAUCAGCUCGUUUCUGCAUGUUUAUUAUGAAUCUAUACUGUUGAAAAACUACCUUUUCUUUGCAAUUGUCAUAUUUAUAAUAAUAGUCUUACCUUUUUAUACUAGAUUUUAGUUCAGUUUUUAAAUAUUUAUGAAAGUAAUGGAAUUGAGAGGAACUCAAUCUUUUAUUA
Messenger RNA from Mercurialis annua (annual mercury), 881 nucleotides. RefSeq lists its product as uncharacterized. The coding region runs from base 86 to 694 and encodes 202 amino acids. Lineage: Eukaryota; Viridiplantae; Streptophyta; Magnoliopsida; Malpighiales; Euphorbiaceae. The record is from RefSeq and is a predicted model, not a curated record. The transcript has a single exon.